This is a messenger RNA of Cyphellophora attinorum, 5973 nucleotides long. RefSeq lists its product as uncharacterized. Gene Ontology annotation, cellular component: cytosol. Bases 1 to 5973 code for a protein of 1990 amino acids. NCBI's taxonomy places the organism in Eukaryota, Fungi, Ascomycota, Eurotiomycetes, Chaetothyriales, Cyphellophoraceae. The transcript is spliced from 4 exons. The record is from RefSeq and is a predicted model, not a curated record.
AUGGCGACCGGAAACCCCGACUUGGAUGCCCAACUGCAACAGCUCGACGCCGAGCUCGAAGAAGGCGACAUCACACGAAAGGGCUACGAGAAGCGGCGCACACUGAUCCUGUCCCAAUAUUUGUCCCCACAGGAUGCCGCUGACAGCGACCACCCCGCCGCCUCGAGUAGCAACGAUGGCUCCCGCGCUGCGAGCCUGGCUGCGUUGCAAGGCAAUUCGAGAGGUAGCACUCCUGCAGAGUCACGACAGAUGACUUUCGCUACGGCACGGACAAGCUAUGAGGAUGCGUACAGUAGCAACAACGGUAGCACGAAGCCAUCGAUGGUGGAUAGAUUUCAAGAUCGCGAGAUGGGCACAACCUCUAUGCGGAACAUGUCCAUGACCAACAGCCGCUCCAGCAUGCUCAUGCCCGAUCCACAGACACAAGACAGUUCACGGACGCACACCCUUAUGAGCCAGAACUAUGCUUUCAAUCCAGAUCAGCAGCAGAGCUACCAAAGCAACGGCGGUGGUGGCACAGACACACGAAACUCAACCAUGCUGGGCGAUUCUGCCCAAGGCUAUUUUUCCGAUUUUGCUGGCCAGCAGCGCAUAGACGAUACCCCGCAAGAGGCCUAUGGCGGCGGCGCCGUGCAUCGGUAUUCGCAGUCCGAGAUCACCAGUCCUACAACGCAAGUUGCGCCCCCAUUCCUGUCUCCAGGCUGCGUAUUGGUUCUGGACCAAAAGGGCAAGGAGAUCGUGAGCAUCACGUGGGAGAAGCUGGCAAGUCGGGCAGAGAAAGUGGCGCAGGUCGUGCGAGACAAAAGCAGCCUGUACAAGGGAGACAGGGUUGCCCUGAUCUACACCGAGAGCGAGGUCAUCGAGUUUGCGGUCGCCUUAAUGGGAUGCUUCAUCGCGGGUGUCGUAGCAGUCCCGAUCAACGAUCUGAAGAACUAUGCACGGCUGAAUGUGGUCUUGACGAGCACGCAAGCACAUCUGGCGCUGACGACCGAGGCAAACCUCAAGAAUUUCCAAAGGGACAUCACAGCGGCGAAGCUGAGCUGGCCUCGAGGCGUCGAAUGGUGGAAGACGAACGAGUUUGGCAGCUACCAUCCCAAGAAGAAGAACGAGGAGCCUGCUCUAGUCGUGCCAGAUCUGGCCUAUAUCGAGUUCUCGACCGCUCCAACGGGCGACCUGAGGGGCGUGGUCAUGAGCCACAAGACGAUAAUGCACCAGAUGGCUACUCUCAGCGCGAUGAUCACAUCCGCGACCAGCAAUACGAAAGGAGACACAUUCAACCCAGCUCUCCGCGACAAAGCAGGCCACCUUGUCACUGGCAGACGCAAUGGCGAGAUUAUGCUCUCGUACCUCGAUCCCCGACAGAGCAUCGGCAUGAUCUUGGGCGUGCUCAUGAACGUCUACGGCGGCCAUACGUGCAUCUACUUUGACCAAAAGGCAAUCGAAACGCCCGGGCUUUACGCAAAUCUGAUUACUCGAUACCGCUCUACUUUGAUGGUUGCAGACUAUCCUGGCCUCAAGCGUGCUGCGUACAAUUAUCAAGCUGACCCUUUGACAACGCGAAAUUUCAAAAAGAACUUCGAGCCCAACUUCAGCAGUGUCAAACUGUGCUUGAUCGACACUCUCACCGUGGAUCCGGAGUUUCACGAGCUAGUUGCAGAUCGCUGGCUCAAGCCACUCCGCAACCCGCGGGCGCGAGAAGUCGUUGCCCCGAUGUUAUGUUUGCCCGAACACGGCGGCAUGGUCAUCAGCAUGCGCGACUGGCUUGGCGGAGAGGAGCGAAUGGGUUGUGAACUCCUGCAUGAGAUGGACCAUGACCAGCAGGACAAUGACGACAAAGAAGGCGAGAAGACCCUGACGAGCAAGAGUGGAAGCGCCUUCGGUAGCAGCUUACUUGGUGGCUCCAACAAGAAGCCUGCAGCCCAGCGAGAACGGAACACGGAGGAGCUGGGCGAGGUUCUCCUGGACAAAGAAGCACUCAAGACAAAUGACAUCCAUAUCCUGGCCAUGGGCUCGGAAGCUAGGUCUAAAGCCGCCUCUUUUCCGAACGCCGUGCGCUGUGGCGCUUUUGGCUAUCCCAUCCCAGAUGCCACUCUUGCCGUCGUCGAUCCAGAAUCUGGCCUGCUCUGCGGCCGCAACACGAUCGGUGAGAUCUGGGUCGACUCGCCGUCCCUUUCUGGCGGCUUCUGGGCGUUGCCAAGGCACACCGAGACAAUCUUCCAUGCUCGUCCGUUCUUAUUUGCGGAGGGGAAUCCUACGCCAACAGCUCUCGAUCUCGAAUUUCUUCGCACCGGACUGCUGGGAUGCGUUAUCGAAGGUAAAGUCUACGUCCUUGGCCUCUACGAAGAUCGCCUGAGGCAGCGCGUCGAAUGGGUCGAGCACGGCUUGCAGGUCCAAGAACAUCGUUACUUCUUUGUGCAGCAUCUUGUGAUCAGCAUCAUGAAGAGCGUGCCUAAAAUCCACGACUGCUCAGCAUUCGACUGCUUCGUCAACGAAGAGCAUCUUCCUAUUGUUCUGCUCGAAACCAACAAUGCAUCAACAGCACCGCUGACCAGUGGCGGGCCACCACAACAAUUAGAUAUACCACUUUUGGAUAGCCUGGCCGAACGAACAAUGGAGGUGCUCUAUCAAGAACACCACUUGAGAGUGUACUGCGUCAUGGUCACUGCUCCUGGAGUGCUACCUCGCGUCACAAAGAAUGGCCGUCGGGAGAUAGGAAACAUGCUCUGCCGCAAAGAGUUUGACAAUGGCUCGCUUCCUGCAGUCCAUGUCAAAUUCGGCGUCGAACGGGCUGUACAGAAUUUGCCUUUUGGCGAAGAUCCUGUUGGCGGCGUAUGGUCCCCUUCCGCCAGCGCUGCCCGUGCCGAGCUUCUCUACGACCAGGAGACGCAAUGGUCUGGCGUCGACCACCGCGAAGUCGUCAUAGACGAUCGCACAUCGACGUCCUUGAGCAACUUUAGCAACAUUUUCGACCUAAUGCAAUGGCGUGUAGCACGGCAAGCCGACGAGCUGGCCUACGUCACGAUCGACGGUCGUGGGAAGGAAGGCAAGGCUCUUCCUUGGAAAAAAUUCGAUCUGAGGGUGGCCAGCGUCGCCGUAUACCUAAAGAACAAAGUCAAGCUCAAGCCUGCGGAUCAUGUCAUCCUGAUGUACACGCACUCGGAAGAGUACGUCUUCGCAAUCUACGCAUGCAUGGCGUUGGGCGUGAUAGCCAUUCCAUGUGCGCCACUGGAUGCAAAUCGUCUGUCCGAAGACGCGCCUGCGUUCCUGCAUAUCGUAGCGGACAUGAGGGUCAAAGCUGUGCUCGUGAACAACGAUGUUGACCAGUUGUUUAAGCAGAAGCUGGUAUCUCAGCACUUGAAGCAGUCGGCGCAAUACAUGAAAAGCCACAUCCCACAUGUUUACAACACGAACAAACCCUCGAAACAGCAUCACGGCUGCCGAGACCUUGGUCUAACAAUCAACAAGGCGUGGGUAACGCCCAACAACCCUGUCAUAAUCUGGACAUACUGGACACCGGACCAACGACGAAUGUCGAUUCAGCUCGGGCAUGAUACACUACUCGGGAUGUGCAAACACCAUUGGAAUUGGCUUCAUACACACAUGUCUUAUGGGCGUCUACAAUGGCUCGCGACAUACCUUAUGUCGCCCCUCGACUUUGCGCAAAACCCGAUCUCCCUCUUCCUCGCCCUCUCGCGCUACAAAGUAAAAGACACCUACGCCACCUCGCAAAUGCUGGACUUUGCAAUGGGUCACGUUGCCGGCAAAGGCUUCUCCCUCCACGAGGUAAAGAACCUCAUGAUCUCCUCCGAAGCCCGGCCUAGAAAAGACCUCUAUCCCAAAGUCCGUGCCCACUUCCAACAGUCCGGCCUCGAACGCACCGCCAUCAACACCAUAUACUCCCACGUCCUCAACCCUAUGGUCUCCAGCAGGUCAUACAUGUCCAUCGAGCCGAUCGAACUCUUUCUAGACCAGCGCGCGCUACGCCGAGGAAUGAUCUACCCAACCGACCCGGACUCGGACCCUAACGCCCUGUGCGUCCAGGACAGCGGCAUGGUUCCGGUGUCAACCCGCAUCGCCAUCGUGAACCCAGAAACGAACCAGCUCUGCCACGUAGGCGAAUACGGUGAGAUCUGGGUGCAGUCGGAAGCAUGUGCGAAGUCCUUCUAUAUGUCGAAACAACCCUUUGACGAAGAGCGCUUCAACGGACGCAUCCUCGGCGGCGAUCUGAACGCCCCAGCAUACGUCCGCACAGGCGAUCUGGGCUUCUUACACAACGUAACCCGACCGAUUGGCCCAGGCAAUCAGCCCGUGGAAAUGCAGAUCCUGUUCGUCUUGGGUGGAAUUGGAGAGACGUUCGAGGUCAACGGCCUGAGCCACUUCCCCAUAGACAUCGAGAACAGCAUCGAGAAAGCUCACCGGAAUAUCACGCCUGGGGGCUCUGCUGUAUUUCAGGCUGGAGGCUAUAUCAUCGUCGUGGUCGAGGUGUUCCGCAAAGCCUACCUCGCGAGCUUGGUGCCUGUGAUUGUCAAUGCGGUGCUGAAUGAGCACCAAAUAGUGGUUGACAUGGUCAGCUUUGUCGGAUCAGGCGACUUUCCGCGCAGUCGGCUGUCAGAGAAGCAGCGCGGGAAGAUCCUUUCCAACUGGGUUACCAAGAAGCUGAGGACUAUCGCGCAAUUCACAAUUCGAGACCACGACGUACAAGGCCAGUUCACGCAGCACUCGUCACAACACACGCGUAAGACCAGUACGGGCAUGCACUCGCUGAACAAGACAUGGAGCAAUCAAGAUUCCCAGAAUCCUUCGCCAAGCCCGGGCCUACAGCAACAGCACGCCCGCCGCCCCUCCCAGUCCCAGCGUGACGAUGUCAGCCGCAGCAGCAUCGUUCCAGAGAUCCCUCUCUCCCUGCCUCAGAACAAUUGGCAGAUGGAUAUGGACGGCGGAGUCAUGUUUGAAAAGAGCGCAGAGGGCGAUACACCGGACACGCCUUCUGUAGCGGUGAACAACCGCUUCGUUGACAUGGGUCCGCCCGAAGGAUACGCUGAGAUGUCAGCUGAGAACUCACCGCACGAGAACCGUGGGCCUCCGAAUCCCAGCGAUGCAUUCGGCGGGCGCGGCAGACAAGGCGUACCAAUAACAGGCGAUGGCACAGCGAAUCCGUACCUCACAGACGAGAAAUUUGCUUAUGGCAACGACGACAGUGAAUACUUCGAUCCCGAAAAGCCAUUCGGGCGGUCUCCCAAUCGGUCCACAGAAGACUUCUUUGAUGACGCGGGACAGUGGAACGACGAUUUCGCCACGCCUCUCGCAGACCCAGCUAACGGUCCUCCUCGACUCUCGCUUGUAAAUCCAUCUAACUUCUCGAAUGACGAUGAAUCUACGCCCGAGAACACACCCACCACCUACACCGCCACACCGACUUCCGCAGCCGCAAAUCGCUUAGCGCAGUCCGAUACGCAGCAAACCGUGCUAGGCACAAGGGCUGAAUCACCAUACGGUGAUGUGGGAAAUCCGUUCGGAAGUACGAGUGUUGGCGGCGUGCCCAGCCAUUUCGAUGUUGGUAGUCCGACUUCUGCAACCGGUGGUACGUCCAGGUUCAGCCAUAUGCUGCCAAGUCAAGCCGCUCGUUUCGGCGGCGCUGCCUCCAGGGGCGACUCAGGUGAUGACUAUGGCACCUACACCAGUCCGAGACAAGGUUGGAGUGCUGCAAGUGAGAUGCCCUCUGGCGACGAAACACUCCGGCCAAGAGGACUUGUCGUGCGGAAUGUCUCGUCUGAGGCCACCGUAGGGCUUCCAUCCUCGCAGUCGCAGCCUGGCGGGCUGAAGACUCAGGCUCAGGGACAGCAUAGACGGAACGUCAGCGAUGGCGGUCAGAGCAUUUCCGGCGCAAGCACGACGGGCGGUCCCGGGAGUAGCGUAGCGGGGAGUGUGAGGCGCAGGUAUGAUGGAAGUGGUUAUGAUGGAUAUGAGUACUGA